Molecule: messenger RNA, 432 nt
Organism: Tupaia belangeri chinensis (Chinese tree shrew)
Lineage: Eukaryota; Metazoa; Chordata; Mammalia; Scandentia; Tupaiidae
Product: beta-defensin 110
Exons: 2
Coding region: 69-272 (67 amino acids)
Biological process (GO): innate immune response; defense response to bacterium; cell chemotaxis
Cellular component (GO): extracellular region
Molecular function (GO): CCR6 chemokine receptor binding; chemoattractant activity
Source: RefSeq, a predicted model, not a curated record
CCUUUUUUCAAAACACCUGAGUUGAUAAAAACUCAGUUCACUCUUUUUUUCCCAAAAAACUGUCUACCAUGAGGAUUCAUCUCUUUUUCUUUAUUCUGCUCUUUUGGGUCACAAUUUCACCAGCCAAAAAGAAAUACCCAGAGUAUGGUAGCUUGGAUUUGAGGAGAGAGUGCAUAAGGGGUAAUGGUCGAUGUAGAAAUCAGUGCCCUGACAAUGAAGUUAGGAUUGCUUACUGCAUAAGACCUGGAACCCAUUGCUGCUUGCAGAAGUAAGGAUGACAGAAGAAAAAAGACAUAUGCUCCAAGAAGAAAGGACCAUUGUUUCUAAGUCUUCCCAGCAUAUUCUACAAAGCCUGUGUUUGGUUAAUAUACAAAGAAUAAAAUAAAAUUUAAUAUUGAACCAGUCAGAAGUGGUUCUAUGUUAUACAUAUAU